Molecule: messenger RNA, 3699 nt
Organism: Candoia aspera
Lineage: Eukaryota; Metazoa; Chordata; Lepidosauria; Squamata; Candoiidae
Gene: CCDC186
Product: coiled-coil domain containing 186
Exons: 16
Coding region: 272-2980 (902 amino acids)
Biological process (GO): vesicle cytoskeletal trafficking
Cellular component (GO): trans-Golgi network
Molecular function (GO): small GTPase binding
Source: RefSeq, a predicted model, not a curated record
AGCUUGGGAGCAUAUUGGAGAUCUGAUGAGGCUUCAGUCACAAAGAAGGUGGAUUACGAUAUGUAGGCUGAGAGAGAGGGAUGUGGACUCGGGUGGUAGGCAGGAAAAGCUGCUUCUUGCUCAGUGGGUGGAUUCCCACGGCUUCAUUUCCUACCUGUUAGAGGUUUUUUGUUUUAAUCGGGAAAUGUUUUUGACGUCAGAUGCUGAACAUUCUACGAGGCUUCCUCGUCUGCUCCUCCCGCGGACCCCUGCGUAGAUCCUUAGUGGAAAGAUGGAUGAGCACUUACCAGAACAAAGUACUUCAAGGAUGGUCAACUUACUGAAGGCUGAUAAUGAAUCUUCCAACUUACCAAGUGUUGAAGAAGCUGACAAAAAGUAUGAAAUUCAGGAUGGUCUACAUACUGCAGACACUGGAUGUGAAAAAGGCACUUUAAGCAUAGAAAAUAAAGAGUUAAUGCUGGAUCCCACCUUACCAUCUAUUGAUCUAAGUGAGGAUGGAGAUGUAAUUGAAGCAGAACCUGCUCCAGAUUUUAAUGGAGACUGCUGUGAGUUAAAAAUAAAAGAAACCAAGGAAACAGAUUGCUUGCCCAGUGGAGACAGCAAACAACAGGUUUUGAAAACUGAGGACAAAAAUCAAUCCUUGACGGACCUUUUUCAAGAUCAUGUGAAAAGGCCUUAUGGGGUCUGUUCAGAGAGCCCAUAUGACACAGAUUACACUAAGAACCUUAUCUCAAAUCUAGAGAAUGCUUCCUCUCAGGAGGCUUUGCUAGAAGAAAUCGAGUCUGAGCUCCUGUCGACAGAUUUGUUGAAAAAUCCUAUGUUUUCAAAUGGAAUGUGCAAUACCAAGGCUACUUUGGCUGUAUUUGAAAAAUGCAUUCAAGAUAAAUACCUUCAGCAAGAGCACACAAUAAAGAAAUUGAUUAAAGAAAACAAAAAGCAUCAGGAACUAAUUUUGGACAUUUGUUCAGAAAAGGACAACUUAAAGGAUGAACUGAAAAAGAGAACAGAAACUGAAAAGCAACAUCUCAAUAUAAUUAGACAGCUGGAAGUCAGAAUAGAAGACCUCCAAAAAGAAGCUAAAUCAGUUAAAGAUAAACUUAUAUCCCAGGAUGCUGCUGCAAAAAAUGCUAUACAGCAGCUGCACAAAGAGAUGGCCCUUCGUACAGAUCAGGCAAACAAGAAAUGUGAAGAAGCCCGUCAAGAAAAGGAAGCUAUGGUCAUGAAGUAUGUUAGAGGAGAAAAGGAGUCCUUAGACCUCAGAAAGGAAAAGGAGAUACUUGAAAGAAAACUGAGAGAUGCAAAUAAAGAUAUUGAAAAGCAUACUAACAAAAUCAGGCAGCUUUCCCAGGAAAAAGCAAGAUUGCACCAACUCUUUGAAAGCAAGGAAAGUGAAACCACCAGAAUGUCACGAGAAAUUGAAAAAUUAAAAGAAGAAGUCAACUCUUAUGUGAUCAAAGUAAAAUGGGCUCAAAACAAAUUAAAGGCUGAAGUGGAUUUACACAAGGAAACCAAAGAUUGCCUUAAAGAGGCAGUAACUAAGUUGACUCAAGCAAAGGAGGAAGCUGACCAGAUACGAAAGAAUUGCCAAGAAAUAAUAAAAACAUAUCAGGAGUCUGAAGAAAUUAAAUCCAACGAAUUAGACCUAAAACUCCGACUUACCAAAGGAGAACUGGAGAAACAUCUGCAGGAGAGAUCUGAUCACCUAGAGGUCCAUCAUGCCAAGAUAAAAGAACUUGAAGAUGUGAAGCGGACAUUUAAGGAAGGCAUGGAUGAGUUGCGAACCCUAAGGACAAAGGUCAAGUGUUUAGAGGAUGAACGGUUGAGAACAGAAGAUGAGUUAUCAAAAUACAGAGAACUUAUUAAUCGACAGAAGGCUGAGAUUCAUAAUUUGCUAGACAAAGUGAAAACUGUAGAUCAGCUGCAGGAGCAACAUCAAAGAGAUGAACAAGAAAUGAACUGUUUGAAGGAAGAAGUGGACAGCCUGAACACUCUGCUUAGUGACUUCCAGAAGGACAUAGAUGGUAGCCGUAAAAGAGAAUCUGAGCUGUUGAUGUUCACUGAAAAGCUAACCACUAAGAAUGCCCAACUCCAGUCAGAAACCAACUCCUUACAGAUGCAGCUUGAUAAGCUAACCUUCAUGGAAAGAGAGUCACAGAAUCAGUUGGAACUUCUUAAUCAAGCAAGAGAUGAACUGGCAAGUAAAUUGAAGAGGGAAGAAGAGCUCCACAGAAACAAUGUCCAGAUGCUAGAGAGGGAACUGGCAUCUCAACAGAAAGCAUUUGCAGACUUGAACACCAAGGCAGAUGAAUUAAAGGAUGAACUCGUUACGCAGAAGCGAAAGCAUGCUGCAAAUCUUAAAGACCUCACCAAGCAACUUCAGCAAGCACGAAGAAAAUUGGAUAACCUUGAAAAUGGCAGUUGUGAUAAAGAAGUCAGCAGCAUGGGGAGUCGUUCCAGCUCAUCAGGGUCUCUUAACGCUCGAAGCAGCAAUGAAGAUCGUUCACCAGAAAACACUGGCUCUUCGGUAGUAGUUGAUCAUUUUCCUGAAGUGGACAAAACUAUCUUGAUUGAGCGGAUAGUGAGACUGCAGAAAGCACAUGCUCGAAAAAAUGAAAAGAUGGAGUUCAUGGAGGAUCACAUCAAACAACUGGUGGAAGAAAUCAGGAAAAAAACCAAAAUAAUCCAGAGUUACAUUUUGCGGGAAGAAGCUGGCACACUUUCAUCUGAAGCAUCAGAUUUCAAUAAAGUACAUUUAAGUCGGCGUGGUGGGAUCAUGGCUUCUCUCUACACAUCACACCCGGCAGACAGCGGACUCACAUUAGAACUCUCUCUGGAGAUAAACAGGAAACUUCAGGCAGUCCUGGAGGAUACUUUAUUGAAAAAUAUUACCCUAAAAGAAAACCUGCAAACUCUGGGAACUGAAAUAGAACGGUUAAUUAAGCAGCAACAUGAACUAGAACAGAGGCUGAAGCAAACAUAACUGAGAGCAAGACUAAAGAAGUAGACGUUCCAGCUUUGAUGAUUAUAUAAACUGGAUGACCAACUAUGUUUUGUCACUCCCACAACGUUUUAACCAAGCAAAGUUGCUUAUGAACAACUUUGACUGGAUCCCAAUGCCUGCUUGGCUUAAAUGAAUGGAGACCUUGAACUUUUCUGAACAUACUUCCAUCCAUCACUUAAACUAAAUAUCAACACUUGCAGCUUCUUCUGUUAGAGAGAAUGCAACCACUCUGCAUUGUGCAAUUAAAGCAGCAGCUUUAAAAAUGGACUGCUGUACUAGGACUGGCGCGUUUGUUGUUGAUAUUUGUUUUGCAAAGGGAAGAUGGGGUAAAAAAUGGGUGGCUGUUGCAUGUAUAUUAACUCCACUGCCUUCUAGGGCAUACAUUUUUUCUCCAAAUAUACAUGCGUUCUCGGAUAUAUUUAGAUUUGUUAUUUAUAACAUGCAUUGGGAAAGGGCUUCAUAGUAUACUUUUUUUUAAUAUACAGUUGAAAGAUAUGGCAGGUAUUUUAGCAAGUUGACCAAAAACAAUGUUUUAAAAUCCCUCUUGACUCCUCAGAUGUGAAUAGUAUCUUUUUAAAAAAAAAAAAUUGGUGAUAACGAAAAGAUUGAGAAAACUCUGCGUUGUAUUGACGUAAGAGGUUGAAGCCAAUUUUGUAUCUAUGGGAAAACAAAAACAAUAUAGAAUCAAGAAGCCUUCA